ACAUUCCUCACAGUAGUAAGUAGAGAAAUUAAUUUUUGAUUUGAAAGGAGGCAGAGAGAGGGCAAUCAGAGUUCUGCACAAUCACCAUAUAUCCACAAAACCAUACGGAAUCCACUUCGAGUUCAGAGAAUCAAGAUCAAGGAAGGAAUGGUGAUGAUGAAUCAUCGUUGUUGUUGUUAUUAUUAUUCAGUUUUACUCUUCUUACUCUUGAUGCUAUGCGAAUCAAUUUCCUCCGACUCGAUUCCGGCUUCGAAUGACCCUUCUGGAAUCCCCAAAUACUUCCUCGGCUUCGCAAAGCAACCUGAGAUCUUCGAUUGGAUGGUAGGCGUCCGGCGGAGAAUACACGAGAAUCCUGAGCUAGGGUACGAAGAAUUCGAGACGAGUAAACUAAUCCGAGACGAAUUGGAUAAGAUUGGGGUUCAUUAUAAGCAUCCUUUUGCUGGUACCGGCGUCGUCGGGUUCAUUGGGUCGGGGAAACCUCCGUUUGUUGCUUUGAGAGCGGACAUGGAUGCCCUCGCCUUGGAGGAAAUGGUGAACUGGGAGCACAAGAGCAAAGUUCCGGGGAAGAUGCAUGCUUGUGGACACGACACGCACGUUGCAAUGCUCCUUGGUGCCGCGAAAAUGCUUCAAAAGCAUCGCGACUUUCUAGAGGGGACGGUGGUUCUGGUUUUCCAACCGGCAGAGGAAGGUGGAGGAGGGGCCAAAAGGAUGAUAGAAUCUGCGGCGCUUGAGAAUGUAGAAGCCAUUUUCGGUAUCCAUUCAGCCAGUAUGUUACCGGUGGGUAUAGUUGCCGCUCGGUCGGGGCCUUUACUUGCAGGGAGUGGUGUUUUUGAGGCUGUAAUAAGCGGGAAGGGUGGCCACGCCGCCAUUCCUCAGCAGUCCAUCGAUCCAAUACUUGCUGCAUCGAAUGUCAUUGUCAGCUUACAACAUCUGGUUUCCCGAGAAGCUGAUCCUCUCGACUCUCAGGUAGUUACGGUUGCCAAAUUCAUCGGAGGCGGCGCAUUUAAUGUCAUUCCAGAUUCUGUAACCAUCAGUGGCACUUUCCGAGCUUUCUCGAAAGACAGCUUUCAGCAACUCAGGCGGCGAAUCGAAGAGGUUAUAAUCGGGCAAGCAGCCGUGCAACGUUGCAAUGCAACGAUUACUUUUGAAUCAAAAGAUCAGAUGUUCUUCCCCCCAACGGUGAACGACAACGACUUGCACAAACUUUUCCACAGGGUCGCCGGCGACAUGCUCGACAGCGCUGCGAUCAAAGAGAUGCAACCGUUGAUGGGAUCCGAAGAUUUCUCGUUUUAUCAGGAGAUAAUCCCGGGCUACUUCUUCUUCGUUGGAAUGGAGGACGAGACCUUAGAACAUCCCGUAAUGCCGCACUCGCCCCAUUUCAGAAUCAACGAAGAUGGGCUCGCCUACGGCGCCGCGCUCCAUGCUUCGUUGGCUGUUCGAUACUUGUCGGAUCGCCGGACGUCGGCGGCGGCGCCUCCGGGACACGGCCAUGAUGAACUUUGAGGUAUGCUCUCUGUUAAUUUAGAUCAUUGCUUGAAUUUGAUCAUGGUCUAAAAAGUUUUAAAUUGUGUGUUUAUACUACUUGUAUUUUGAUUUUAUUUCGAUGGUUUGAAUAGAGUUUUUUUUUUACUGUAUGUUUAGAUGUAAAAAUAUAAUGGUAGUUGUGAUGAUUUAAGUAAAUUAAUGAAUUACAUAUGAAAAAGUUUUUAUUUAAUGUGUGUUUGAACUAACCA
Molecule: messenger RNA, 1733 nt
Organism: Andrographis paniculata
Lineage: Eukaryota; Viridiplantae; Streptophyta; Magnoliopsida; Lamiales; Acanthaceae
Product: IAA-amino acid hydrolase ILR1-like 4
Exons: 4
Coding region: 148-1503 (451 amino acids)
Biological process (GO): auxin metabolic process
Cellular component (GO): endoplasmic reticulum
Molecular function (GO): IAA-Ala conjugate hydrolase activity
Source: RefSeq, a predicted model, not a curated record